ACACGCAUAUCGACUCGGUUGAACUCUGCCUGAACACUGUCGCUAUUGGAACGACAAUACAGAUCUCUAUCUCGGCACCACAUCACGCUACACGCACUUCAAUCGCCCAAAUGCAAGACUCACAACCCUCCACCGCGAACAUCGCAGUCGCAUGCGCCAUAAUCGCCGGUGUUACGGGCUAUAUGCUUGGACAGGCCAAGUCCCUGGGCUUAUUCGGUGGCAGUCCCAUCUAUCAGUCCCCGCAGAGAAAAGACAAGAAGGCAGACGGCUCAGAAGAUGAGGAAUCGAGUGACGAAGAGGACGAAGAUGACGACACCGCACCUGCCGAGUUCCCAGGCCACCCUGAGGAGUGCAAGCUGGUACUGGUCGUGAGGACAGAUCUAGGCAUGACAAAGGGCAAAAUCGGCGCGCAAUGCGGACACGCGACGCUGGCUUGCUACAAGCACUUCCUCAGACACGCGCCCAACUCGACGAUACUGCGACGCUGGGAACAGAUGGGUCAGGCCAAGGUCGCAUUGCAGAUCAAAAGCGAGGAGGAGCUCGAGACACUGCAGGCGCAAGCACUGAGCCUGGGCUUGGUGGCACACAUUAUCCACGACGCAGGGCGGACGCAGAUAGCGAGCGGAAGCGCAACGGUGCUAGGGAUCGGGCCUGCACCGAGGGGCGUCAUAGAUCAAGUCACUGGGCAUCUGAAGCUGCUGUAGAGGAGGAAGAUGCUGGGAGGACUGAAGCGUGAAGCUGCCAACCAGCUGUGCGCUAUGUAUAGUCUCUGAGAGAAAAUACUCGACGUGAUCUCAGCCCUGUUAUAAUGAUUUCAAGAUCAGCGCAUACUGCAAAAAAGAACAACGCGUAUUCAAGCAUGUAGCCGACUAGGUUUGUCCCAAGCAUUAUGGGCCGACGGCCUAGCAGAAGGGAACAGGAAUUAGUCCGCCUGGCGACGCGCCUUCCACCGAGUUCAAACCUUGCGGUGAACUCAGGCUUCUGGCACGUGCCGACUCACUCUUCAGCCUGUCGUCCGAAACAAUCUAUAAAAGGAAGAUGGCUCCAUGGAACGGACGAACUGCCAUAUUCUCAACCAGCCACGCCCCGGAGGACGGGCGGG
This is a messenger RNA of Cucurbitaria berberidis CBS 394.84, 1102 nucleotides long. RefSeq names its product peptidyl-tRNA hydrolase 2 mitochondrial precursor. The record is from RefSeq and is a predicted model, not a curated record. Gene Ontology annotation, cellular component: mitochondrion; cytosol. The transcript is spliced from 2 exons. The coding region runs from base 111 to 704 and encodes 197 amino acids. Lineage: Eukaryota; Fungi; Ascomycota; Dothideomycetes; Pleosporales; Cucurbitariaceae. Gene Ontology annotation, molecular function: peptidyl-tRNA hydrolase activity.